Molecule: messenger RNA, 1802 nt
Organism: Apis florea (little honeybee)
Lineage: Eukaryota; Metazoa; Arthropoda; Insecta; Hymenoptera; Apidae
Product: glycerophosphodiester phosphodiesterase 1
Biological process (GO): N-acylethanolamine metabolic process; phospholipid metabolic process; ethanolamine metabolic process
Cellular component (GO): plasma membrane
Molecular function (GO): glycerophosphodiester phosphodiesterase activity
Source: RefSeq, a predicted model, not a curated record
UACCAAUGUCUGGAUACGAGAUAGGUGUAAGUGCAUUGAGUCUAUAAAUUUUUAAAUAUAUUAAUGUUAUUUAAUUAGUUUCUUUUUAUACAAAUUAAUGAUUUAUAUUAUGACAAUAUUUAUAUUAAAAAAAUUUACAGUUUAAAUUAAAUUUCGUGUAUUACUAAUAUAAUUAAAUAAUAACUAUCUACAUUUUUCGUGAUAAUAUAAAAGACAAUAAGAUUAAUAUAUCAUAUAAUUAUAAUUAUUAAUUUAUAAAAAUAUAAAUAUUAAUUGGGAUAAUUGAUUAUCUGUUUCUAAAAUUGUGAUAUUGUAACGUAAACAAACGUAUACAAUAUAUAACUAUAUACGAAUAUAUAUAAGAAGUUUAAAGAAUAUCUUCAAGAAUGUGCAAAAUUAUAUUUUCAAGUAAUAAAGUGUGUCGUGUAACAAUAUUAUAAUUGAAGUCUUUGUAUUUGUAAAAUUGAUUAACUCAUAUUUUCUCUUAAAAAACGUUAACAAGACUAAAAAUUUUUUUAAAGGAUGCAUAAAAUUAUUGAACUAAUUUUGAACACUGGUUUAUUGUUGAUAUUUUUACAACUUAUUUGGAGCAUUUUCAUAACUGUCAUUUAUAAUUUUUCAAUACCAUGGAUUUUUUGGUUUUCUCUCAUUGUUACAUUUGGACUAAAAAUAGCCAGGAUUCCACCACCAAAGGAUAGCAUUGUGCAAGAAGUGCUUGGUGUAGAUCCUCUUUUACUGAAAAAUAAUACCAUGGGCAAAGAUCAUGGUAAUGGAGAACAAUAUUGCAUGCGAGUGGUGGCUCAUCGUGGUGGAGGAUAUGAUUUUCCUGAGAACAGCUUAACAGCUUUUCGCAAUUGCAAAGAUAAAGGAUGUACUGCAAUUGAAUUUGAUGUAUGGCUUACAAAAGAUAAUGUACCUAUAAUAUUUCAUGAUUCAACAGUUGAUAGAGUUACUGGAAAACAAGGAAUUAUUAAGAAAAUGACAUAUGAUGAAUUAAAAGAUUUAGAUAUUUCUUAUAAUCAUCCACUUAAAGACAAAUUUGAUAAAAAUUUCAUAGAAAAAAUUCCAUUGCUUCAUGAGGGUAUAGAAAUGUGUUUAUUAAAUGAACAAAGAAUAAUUUUUGAUCUAAAAGCAUUUGAUCUAAACAUGGAAAUUGUGCAUAUAAUUGUAGAAAUGUAUAACAAAUAUCCUAAAUUAUUUCAAAGAGCAAUUGUAUCCAGUUUUAAUCCUUUGGUUGUAUAUAUGAUUAGAAGAAAAGAACCUCGAAUUGUAGGAGGUCUUGCAUGGAGACCUUAUUAUUAUUCAAGAGUAUCUUAUUCAGGUGUAGAAGGUCCAGGUCCAGCAAGAUAUCAUAACAAUUUAUUUCAACAUCUGAUAUAUUGUUUAAUAGAUUUUGUUUAUGAAUGGAUGUUUUCCCGUUUUAUGUAUUAUAUUGUGGGUGUGUCUACUGUGUUGUUGCAUAAAGAUAUAAUAAAUCAGCGUGUGAUACAUGAUUGGACUAAUCGUGAUAUUCGUGUAAUCGCAUGGACAGUAAACUUGCCAUCAGAGAAAUCACAUUUCGCACGAUUAUUUAAACUUACUUAUUUAACGGAUACAUUUGUUGGUUGAAAAAUAUAUAACAUAAUACUACAUAUUAUAUGUUCUAUGUGUUUUAAAAAUGAACAUAUUUUAUACUAUAUUUAUACUAUAUAAUAAAUUAUGAUCUAGUCCAUUCAUUGAAAUGAUGAAUCAUAUUUAUCUUUUUAACAAAAAUUCAAUGCUUACUUUAAUUAAUAAAUAAAAAUAAAACAACAUAUUAAUCU